Labrus mixtus (cuckoo wrasse) is the source of this 9001-nucleotide messenger RNA. It is a transcript of the gene camk1da, whose product is annotated as calcium/calmodulin-dependent protein kinase 1Da. Gene Ontology annotation, biological process: peptidyl-serine phosphorylation. Lineage: Eukaryota; Metazoa; Chordata; Actinopteri; Labriformes; Labridae. Gene Ontology annotation, molecular function: calmodulin binding; ATP binding; calcium/calmodulin-dependent protein kinase activity. The coding region runs from base 47 to 1375 and encodes 442 amino acids. The record is from RefSeq and is a predicted model, not a curated record. Gene Ontology annotation, cellular component: intracellular anatomical structure; cytoplasm. The transcript is spliced from 11 exons.
UCCCGCUGCCCAGUGUCGGUCAGACUCGGGCCGGUAACGCAGCGCCAUGGCUCGGGAGAACGGAGACACCGGCAGAGGAGAGACGUGGAAGAAACACGUCGACGACAUCAAGAAGGUUUUUGAUUUCAAAGAAGUCCUUGGCACAGGAGCGUUUUCAGAGGUGGUGCUGGCCCAGGAGAAGCUGAACGGCCGGAUGUUUGCGGUGAAGUGCAUCCCGAAAAAGGCCCUGAAGGGGAAGGAGAGCAGCAUCGAGAACGAGAUCGCCGUGCUGAGGAAGAUCAAGCAUGAAAACAUUGUGGCGCUUGAGGACAUCUAUGAGAGUCCGGACCACCUCUACCUGAUAAUGCAGCUGGUGUCCGGUGGUGAGCUGUUUGACCGAAUUGUUGAAAAAGGUUUCUACACAGAGAAGGAUGCGAGCACGCUGAUCCGGCAAGUCCUGGACGCUGUGAACUACCUGCACAGGAUGGGGAUCGUACACAGAGACCUGAAGCCAGAGAAUCUGCUGUAUUUCAACCCACAAGACGAGUCGAAGAUAAUGAUCAGCGACUUCGGUCUUUCCAAGAUGGAGGGCAGUGGUGAUGUCAUGUCCACUGCCUGUGGCACGCCAGGAUAUGUCGCUCCAGAGGUUCUUGCCCAGAAGCCGUACAGUAAGGCAGUGGACUGCUGGUCCAUCGGAGUCAUCGCCUACAUCCUGCUGUGUGGUUACCCGCCGUUCUACGACGAGAACGACUCCAAACUCUUUGAGCAGAUCCUGAAAGCCGACUACGAGUUUGACGCGCCGUACUGGGACGACAUAUCGGACUCAGCCAAGGAUUUCAUCGGCAGCCUGAUGGAAAAAGAUCCAGCCAAGCGUUUCACCUGCGACCUGGCACUCAGACACCCCUGGAUCUCCGGGGAUACAGCACUCUGCAAGAACAUCCAUGAGUCAGUCAGUCGUCAGAUCAAGAAGAACUUUGCCAAGAGCAAAUGGAGGCAAGCAUUCAAUGCCACCGCCGUGGUCCGGCACAUGAGGCGGCUGCAGCUUGGCAGCAGCAUGGGGAGCAGCAUGGACCAGUCCAACCCGCCGACCAGGACGAGCCAGGCCCAGAAGCCCGCCCCGAGCCAGAGCCCGGCGGGCCAGAUCCCGGCGGGCCAGAUCCAGCCUGCUCAGAGCCAAAGCAGCGGCCAGGCGGCACAAGGCCCGAGCACCAACGUGGCCGCCAACAAAACCUCUGCCAUUGACAACAACAUAGCAGCUCCUCGCAAAGAAUGUGUAACUGCACCAGCCACACCCUGCAGUCUGGCAUCUGCAGCGUCUUCUCCCGCCGCCGGCGCCGAGCUGAACCGGCCACAUCCCUCAGCAGGUCCGGCCCCGGUGCUCACAGAGACCAAGUGACGCCAGGUCCCGCGGGGAACCAGCUGGGAGGCCACAGCGCUGUGAGGCAGAAAGAGAGGGAAAGAGCCGGAGGACGACAGGAGAAGAAGAGGAUCCUCCUCUUUCUUCUUCUUCCUCUUACCUCCCUCUCCUCACUGCGUUUCUGUUCGGAUGUGCCGCCCCAACCAGUUCCUCGCCCUGCUCCAGGGAGAGCAGAGGACAUUACCUCCGCCCAAACGUUUCAGGCCAGGGCCACGCUGUACACCCUCCUCCCACCGAGAGGGCGCCGCUUAGAAUGCCACGACACGGCCACAGAGGAUGUUCGAAUGCCUGGCUGUGUUGGGAUGCAGGCGACGCGUGGGUGUCGACUUAAGCCUGUUCGAGAAGAAGUUGGUGGUUCCCAGUUGGGCCGGGGGUGAAAUAUUAUUUAAUGUCAGUAAACAUCAACUUCCCUCCUUAAUCUGGUCUGUCCUGCGCCACUGUAUUUAGCUUUUUCCUAACUAGGUUUGACUGUUGGCAACUGGAUUGAUUUCUUUUUUAUUAUUCUCAAUGUUAAUUUUGAAGGUGGUAUGUGUAACUUUAAAAAAAAAAAGGGUUAUCAUUGUCACAUAAGAAGUGUUAUUUUGGUACAAUCACUGUCAAAAUAAAUAACGCAAUGGCCAAGAGGGUUAGUGUUCUCUGAUUAUCAUGUGUACUAGCAUUAAAUCAAGACUCCAGUCUCCAUGACCCCUUCAUUUCUUCAUUAAACCACUGAAGUUAUUGGUCUUUUUUCACUCUAGAAGAACAGCGCCACCUUCCUGUAAAGUGCCAUAAAACAAUCAAGCAGAAUCCCUCCAAAUCCAAUCUGUUGACUGCGUAAAAUGCAGACAAGAGGCUUCUUAAGACGCCUCGUACUGAUUUUUACCAACGUUUCAAACUAAUGUGACGGUGAUUUCCUCAUCUUUAAAUGUUACAUAUAGCACCUGUAAGACAUGUUCUAUGUCCUUAUGGGCUUCUUUGUAUGUUUGUGCUUUAAGAAGUGCUUUAAAAGUACCAUACGACUGUUCAGAUAUGGAAACAUAAGUAAGCUCUUUAUGUAUUUUUGCACAGAGAAGGGUCGGAUAAAUUCUCAGACACGGAUUAGCCGCCAUCCACUAGUGUUGAUCAGAGAUUAGAGAUUGUAAACCUUAGAGUGGAUGUUAGAGGAUUGUCUGAAAGUUUCCGAUUUGUUUAUUCUUUUUCUUACUUUCUAAGACUUUUGUAACAAUCACCCUUUACAGGGACACACAUACAGGUUAGUAUGAAACAUGCAGCAGGUAAAGUAAAGGAUCGAUGGAGGAAUGUUCUGGAAAACUGCCUCCGGUGGAGAAUGUUUGCGACUACGCGAUGGCUAGCUAUCUGAGGAGCCCUGAGCAACGCAGUCCAGUUACAAACCGCCUCUGAGAUAUUUAACCUCCUCCCACAUGGGUCCUCAGAUGGUUAUGCAUUUGUAGAAUAGAGAAUAAAUCCAAAAUGGAGAACCAAGCGCGUGUUCCUUUCCCCCUUCUUCAGAAGCCAUGAUCUCACUUUUUUUGCGUCGUCAAGCCGCGCCCAGUUCGAAUGUGCUCAGGGAAAACUGCAGCUGCACUGUGAGCUGGCAAAUACCGGUUUUCUGGAUUUAGGUUUUUCUGUCGGUACUUUCAGUUCAGUCGUCGCGGCAUCACAGUUAAUGAUCCAGGGCUUUAGAUGUCAGCUGUGCACUUAGUUCAGUGUGGUUUUGACUUAUACUCACUUGUGACCAUGGAGGACUCAGACAUUGAAACUGACAAUACCACCAACGACUCAGACGCUUUUUGAGCAUGCACAAAUAGAUUCUACUAUCUUGGCAGUUUUGUUUUGACACAAUCUACCACUCUGAAACAGUACAGUAGGAAUUGUAUAGAGCAGGGGAUAAACAUGGAGGAUAGGUUGGGUUUUUGCUGUGUCUGGUGAUCCUUUGGCGAACCCUUUGUCACCCAACAGUACACAGAGAUUGGUUGGUUUUUCACAAUUUGAGAACCGGUCAAAAUAUAGCAAAUCUGAACUAUUUACUUAGGUAUGAGCAGCAAAACCAAACUAUGUAACACACUUCCAUCUUGUUUUAAAAAAAAGCCAAUACAUGUGGCUUAAAUGGAAUGGUUGGAGUCCAAAGCUUGAGGUCCUUUUUUUGUUCUAAGUUACAUUCAAUGUGACAAACUCGAAAGAACUCAAAUGUCAUCUUUUUCCUGACGCUGUCAUGACUACAGUAGUUUAGAUUGUGUCACUCGUAGUGAUAGCCUUUCAGACUUAACUCAGAGAGUAGAGCGGUGAAAUGUCGGGUGCUCACUCACACUUAUCAGAUUGUCACAUCUUUGUCAGAGGCAAUUAAACCAAUCCCUUUAUUUUUGAAUUCUAGCCAAAGACUAGUGCAUGGUAUGGAAACAAAUGGCUCCAUUUCAUUUGAUAAAUGAGUUAGAACCAACUAUUUGAAAACGACACUGUUUGAGAUAGAAGUGGACUUGCAUUAAGGGCUGAACUCCAGCUGCAAAUGAAUCUGGAGUGAACUGUAUUGACCCAUUUAACGUCUUGCCAUGAACCUUUUUUUUAUGUGCACCGACUGGUGCUGAAAAGUAUCGGCAAAUUAUAAACAUAGUGCUUGUUUUAAUCUGCUUGGAAUGUCAGAAAGGUGUGACACACCAGCUGGAAGAAAGUCAAUUUACACUGAAAAAAAACAAAUCUCACCCAAGCUUUAUGGAAUUCACUUCUGGCUUGCUGCACCGUUGUGUGUAUUAAAACUCACAGCUCUUUGGCACUGACUUUGAAUGCUACCCAAUCGAAAUGUAUGAAUUCAUGAUCUCUGUUCUUUAAGAGCAGCAUCUUCUUUCUUUAACCAGCUCUGAAUGGACAGUUCCAGCAUUCUUGUUUUUUUCUUUGCUAUUUCCCCUCCAUCCAACGUGCCAGUUGCUCUUGUAAUACUUUUCAACCUUUCUACCCAAUCAUUAGCUUUAAUCUUUUACCUAAUUUUCUCCUACUUGAGACAUUAUUUUCUAAAAAUAAACCAGAAGUACAUAGUCCACAUUUCAAGAUAUUUUCCUAAGAGCUGGGUACCAUAGCUUUUAGCAAAAGUUGACUGUAAGCCGCUUACACACAUGCACUCCUGUUCAUUUCUUGAAAAUUUUAGACUCCUUGCCCCUGAAAUCUUCCUGAGUGAUGUGUUCACACAUGCCUCUCACAAUGGGAAGAUUUCGCUGUCAGACGGGCAGGCAAGACGUGUCAUAAAAAUGACGCACAAAAAUGGCAGACGAGCAACAAAGUUAGAAGCCAUGUUGACAGUUUUUGCCUUUAUAUUUGGUUGCAUUUGAGGUAUAAAGAAAAGAUCAGAGAGCAUACUGAGCACAGUUUCAUAAUGUACACUAAAAUCACACCAGUCCCUGGCCCGGUCACAGAUUAUGAGCGUUAUCACCCCAUCCUGUUAGCUUGAAGAUACAUCAACAAACCUGACCUCCUGCCGAAACUACUAAUGACUAAAAAGCUGGAGCAGAGAAGUCUGGGUAAAUCCUGGUGAAAAAAUGUGCUGUUUACAUGUUUACAUGCAGCUCAAAACAAAAAUUCCUGGACAUUUUCAGGAGCGCAUUGCAUGUGUGAAAGGGGCUAAACAGUAUUAAAAACGUAAUUCGUUUGGGACAAAAAUUAAACAUUAAUGUGAGGAAUUAGAGGGGUCAAGGAUUUAAAAAAAAGUGAGACAUUAAGGCAUCUUCAGCCUUUUUGGGUUGUAUUAAUGUAAAGCCAACACUGCACAGCUUCGGGAAUAUGACCAUUUUUAAUUGUUUUUGAAAAUGUCCUAUUGCCUGAGAAUUAUCCUUACAUAGAAAUCCUCUUUUCCUUUUAAUCUGAUAUAUGUACAGGCCCUUAACACACUCACCAGAUCUACUACAUUGUUUUUGAAACACUUGAAUCUUGUGUAUUUGGAAAGGACACUGACAUGACAAACUCAUUACAGCUACAGUAUAUGCACGCUGUCCUCACAACUACUCCAGUCAAAUUAGGGCUUAAGUUACAUUUUUUUAUGGUGGAUUUAAGAAUCAAAGACCAAGUUAGCCUGAUUAUUUUAAAUGUGCAUUUAUCAGGGAAGCACCCACAUGUCUUGUACUGCAUGACUCUGUAGUUCAGUAUUCAGCAUUUUAAUUCAAUCUUCUUUUUUUUAGUAUGGUAACAUGUUACAUUUGUCUCUUCUAACCUAACACUAAAGCCAGUUCAUGUUAUUCUUCAUGUGUUACUGAGGGGAUUUUUACCAUAUAAGGGCUUUAUUCCUAUGAUCACCUUAAUCUAAUUAUUCACUGUAACCAUGUUUUCAUGACCAUUGAACACUAUGCAUUUUUUGAAAACAUUUUUAAGUGUUGUCGAUGCUUUUUCUUGAGCUUGGGAUUGCAAAAAAAAAAAGAAAAUACCCCUGUGGCUAAAAACAUUAGGGGAGUAAGUUACUUCACCAUGCUGUAGUUUGGUCUGUUUUAAAUGAAGAAUGUGCGACUUUUUGAUCCAUCCGAUAGAUGUCGCCCUGGAGCACCAGCAUGAAACCAAAACAAACUGAUGUUUGGCCACACCUCCGCUAUUCUGAAGCCCCCGCUCUCCUCCAGCGACACACCUCCAACCUCUCUCCACUCGUGUUUGCAAAAAAGAGUUAUCGAAUUGGAAAACACCAUAAUUAAGCACUCAGUGCUAAGAGCAAGCGGUGGACAUAAUUGUCCUUGUCUUGAGCUGCAUUGUUGUGUUAGCAUGCUAAUGAUUAGCGCUCUCGGUUAGCUCGUAGCUUCACAUUGCAUGUAAAUUUACAUGGAAUGACCGUGAUCUAAAAACGCUAACGUGACAUUCAAAAAGCAGUCAGUACAGUAUGUUAGUCUUCUUUUCUAUAGUCCCUCACUUUAACAGCUUUAAUACACAGGGACUAUCCGUCCGGCCCCGUCCAUGUAAACACAGCUCAGACAACAUCACAGCCAGCGGGACUCACUCUUCUUACUCAUUGUAGACAGUCACGACUUAGAGAGAUAGUUACACAGGAUAUACUGGAUUUAUGCUAUAUGUAUGUGUAAAAUGUCGCACAUUCUUCCUCUUAAUGCUUAACCAUGAAUUUGUCUAUUAUUAUUAUUAUUAAAUGAGCCACAUAGUUAAAGCGGUCUACCAGGUUUCUCUCGAGCACUAAACGAUGUUAAUGUAUCAUCAGCCAACACUGUAAGAGCAUGUUUCGUUAAAUGUGAUGUCGUCCAUGUUAGUCUGGACGUUUGGGUUUAUGAAUGUCAUUGUGAGGCAGACAGAGGGUUCAGGUUCAUGCUGCUCUGUGGUUAUGUGUACAAAUAUGUCUGCUGUAAAAAAAAAAAAAAACAGACCUUUUUUUUCUGAAUGAAUACUUCAAUGUUCGAGACGCUAGUGUAAAUAGAUUGUGAAUAUGAAUGAUCAUUUUCAAGACAAUAUUUACAAAUGUUUCGCUGUUCAGGCAUGUGGGAUGGAUGAGUGAGCGUGUGUGUGUGUUGAGGGAAGUUGAUUGUAUUCUCUAUGGAAUGUUAAAUGUAAAAAAAAAAAAGCUUAAAUCCCCUUUAUUCCCCACUGAGGUUUGCUUUCAUGUACUGUCCAGCACUGUGUGGCUGCCACCUAUAUGCCGUCAGUGUUUCACAACCACUUCAGUGUACUUUGGCUGUACAUGUAAAUGUACACAUCAGUCCAGCUUCAAGUGAAAGCAACAAUUACUGAACUCAGGCUUACGUUUUUUUGCCAUUCUAAAGGAAGAAAUCCAAAGCUGUGAUCGACUAUGAAACACACUGUUAACAGCGAGGAGCAGCUAGGAUCGCUCUCGUCUGCUCUCUGCCCUUUGAGCUCACACUUCUCGGACCUUUUCUUUUUUAUAUACAAAGACGGUGACCAAUUGCGUCGUCACAAAAGAUGAAAACACACACAGCAUGUUCAACAAAAGUGCUUCAACGAUUCAACAUCACCAAUGACUGUUUCUCUUAUAUUCCCUUGUAUGAUGUUAGUAUCUUUGUAUAAUGUAAAGACGUACACGGGUUGAGACGCCAGAGUCCACAGAAAGCUGUUUAGAAUUUCAGUUCCACAAACAGUUUUGAGAGAUUUAUUCUUGAGCUGUUUCCCCCCCAAAAAAAAAAUCAUGGGUGACUAGAUAAGUAUUGCUAUUCUGUUAUUCAUUAGCAAGAAUAUCUUACCAGAUACGGUCAUCACUGGGGCCUUUGGUAUUUAACAAAUGAUCUGACAGAAAUGGAAUUAAAAACAAAUAAUGCAUUAAAAUGGUCUUAAGCUAGGUUAGGAUGGUAACUUUGAUAGCACAUCAAGGUAUCAUCUUAUGUGAUUUAGACCAAAAACACUAUGUAAAACAAUUUGUGAACAGUUCAUCAAAGGAAGUCAAUUAACAUAAAACCCAGUGUAUUAGAAUCAUUCUGUUUUUGUGGGGUCGCCCAGAAGGUAAAAAUAUUUCAAUUUCCAUUGCGUUCAGCAAAGUCCACAGCUGUUUAGCUCUUUCUAGUGCCAUCUGUUUCCCCAAUGUGGAGUUUCCAAUCCUGCUAGCUACCGGAGAAGUUGUUGAGGUUUCAGCCUCCAGUAGAUAGCAGAUUGUUUAUAGGUACGGACCCACUGCCAACCACCAAUUCACCAAGAGUGGCGCUGCCCACCUCUGCUGAUAACUUGUUGUCUUUAAUUUAGUGAUUAGUCUUUUUAAUCAAACUAAAUAUUUUUUUUACCUAACAGUAUACCACUGUUUAAUUUGAAUGCAAGAUUAUGACCUAAUGACGGAGAAAAGUUUUUAUUUUUAAGUGGUGCCAUCGACCUUGUCCAUGUUGUGAUGUAUACCAGCAGGAUUUGUGCAGCGAACUGGCUGCUUGCACUAUUUAAUGAAUGGGGGCAAAUUGGCAAAUCGUGUCAAGACGCUUGCAGUUGGUGACGGUGCCAGCUGCACUUGCGGUAAUAAUGUUGCAUGUCCGAGUAUUUUAUACUGGUAUGUCAGUUGCACUGGGAUAUAGGACACAGCCCACUUUUUAGAUUGAAAAGUAUGAAAAGUGUAUGUAUUUUACAGCUUUGUAAAUUCUAAUAGUAUAAAAGCAAGUCAAUUUUUCUUUACAUAAAUGUUUCCUUAUUGUUGCCAAAAGAUUGAAGAGUUCAUAAUCACACUUUGUAAGUAUCAUUAAAUCUAGCUGCCAUCCAAGUUGCUUUUCUUCAGUCUGUCUAAAAUAUUAUAAUCUGGUCUUUGCCUCUGCCCUUAAGACUCUGCUCUGCUUCUUAAAAUUGUUUGUCUGAAUUAAUCUUUAAACAAGCUGCUUCUUGGAACUGGUGUCUCCCUGUGGGUGUCCUUGUCCAGAGCCUGCUGAGUUAGCUGGGCUGUAUUGUAUUUACUCUCUGCAUGUGACACACAACAAACUCCCAUCCUGUGCACCGUCGUUAUGCCGACGACACCCUCAUGUCUCAGAGUGAGCACCGCCUGCCACACACCUGUUGUGCUGGGAUGAUAAUGAUGAUGAAGAUGAUGAUGAUGAUGAAUUUCUGUUAAUGGGGCUUGUAUAUCAGAUGCCUUCGACAAUCAUGUGCACAUAUCAGAGCUACCAUGACAACACAGGCCAGAGCGACUGAUUGUGUUUCAUUUGUCUUUCUCCUGGAAUAAAUCCUGAAUGAUCAUAA